Messenger RNA from Aegilops tauschii subsp. strangulata, 498 nucleotides. The record is from RefSeq and is a predicted model, not a curated record. Lineage: Eukaryota; Viridiplantae; Streptophyta; Magnoliopsida; Poales; Poaceae.
AUGCCUUAUCCAGUAGCGGCGCACCCCCUCCUCCACUCAUUCAUCCCCACCCGCAUCCUCUUCCCCACCCGCCUCGACCCGCGCCGCCCGCCGCCGCUCCCCGCCGCCCGCUCCACCCAUGCCGCUCCCCGCCACCCGCCGCCGCCGCUCCAUCCGCGCCCCUCCCCGCCACCCACUCCACCCGCGCCGCUCCCCGCCCCCUCCUCGCGCCGCCACCACCACCUCGACGCCACGCCGCCGCGGCCACCACCCUCUCCACCCGCUCACCCCACCACCACCCCCAUCCCCCUGCCUCGUCUCGCUGGCGUGCGUCGUCGCCGCCCCGACCUUGUGCCCUCCCUGUCCUGCUCGGGCCUCGGCGUGCCGGCCCGGGCUCGAAGCCCCCCCUUCGCCGACGCCCUGCCGCGGCGGCCCCGGCCCCCGUCCACCCGUCCCCGGCCGCUGCCCCUGGCCUCCCUGCUCGCGAGCUGUACCAGCGCCAAUGUCGCCCGCAGGUGA